This is a messenger RNA of Cydia pomonella (codling moth), 1095 nucleotides long. RefSeq lists its product as uncharacterized. NCBI's taxonomy places the organism in Eukaryota, Metazoa, Arthropoda, Insecta, Lepidoptera, Tortricidae. The record is from RefSeq and is a predicted model, not a curated record. The transcript is spliced from 3 exons. The coding region runs from base 75 to 1031 and encodes 318 amino acids.
AAUCAAAGAACACUGAUCGAUGGAAACAAUGUGACAGAUGAACUUAAGAGAGUUAACAUAAUAAUUACAUAAAUAUGAUUCUAUUCUUGAUAGGGCUAAGUACGUUUAGCAUAGGACUAAGUCAUGCUUCAACUUGUCAUAGCUUACAGCAAUCACAGCUGGCAUCGCUCAAUGAGCGAAUGAAUCAGAUGAUCAACGCGCUAUACCCAUUCUCCAAGGCCAAGUCGUCUGGGGUAUCGUAUCAAAGUUCAACACCCGCGCCGCCCAGUGAAUACUCAACAGUACCUCCAUACGAACCGUCUUGCUACCAGUACCCACCCUCAGGAUACCAAGUGCCCUCACAGGGGUACCAAGCGCCCUCACAGGGAUACCAAGCACCGUCGUCACAGGUCAUCUACAUGUCACAGCCGCAGUCUUCGUCAACAGUAGCCAUAUCUCCGCCUUCACCUGGAAACCCGCCUACAGUUACAAUAUCGACUACUCGAUCAUGUUACCCUUCAUAUGAACAGGAGUACGCUUAUGAAGCACCUAAAUAUCCGCCCCAGUAUUAUGAGUACACGUACCCUCAGUACGCGCCGCCGCCGCCGUACUCAGCUUCGCAGUACACACAGCCAGAAUGCAGCUGCCAGCAGGAGUACCCUCCACAGCAAGCUUGUCCUCACAGGCAACCUGCGCCGUCGAUGCCCCCGCAACCAGAGUAUCAAAACUGCCCGCCAGCGCCUCCGUGCUCGCCACCGCCACCAUAUCAGCCCCCUAAUUACCCGCCGCCGCCAUCAUCCCCAUACACGCCGCCAUACGCGCCGCCCACGCCAGCAUCUUACUCACCAGUGCCACAAUCGUGCACGCCGCCGCAGUCUUACCCAGCCCCACCACAGUCUUACCCACCACCGCCACAGUCUUACCCGCCGCCGCCACAAUCUUACCCACCACCGCCGUAUACCUACGGACCACCUGCAUACCCCCAAAAUAACUUACAGUACUCACCUAUUCCGACAAGCCCUCGAGACCUGAUUCAGAUGCCACAGUUUUAAGUAACUUAGUUUUAAUAAUUUAUUUAAUGUUUUAUACUAAAACUGUAAUAAAUGCUGAGACUUA